AUCAAUUGUUACGAUUGCAAAUUGGUUUGAUUUUAGAAAAAAAUAUAAUAUUAAUAACAUAAAUUAAUAUUCAGUGAUUCAAAUUGUUGUUUAUCUGUUACUUAAAUGACCAUUUUUUGUGAAACAUCAAUGUUAAAUCAAAAUGAACGAGCCUCUAUUACCAAUAACAAAGCAUGAAAACCAUUCACGUAACAAAAGCGUAGAAAUAAUAAAAAGUGGAUAUUGGAAAAGUUCGUUAUUAUGGGUGCCAGUUAUUGUGUGUAUCACAAUAUUAAUUAUCGUGGAUUUGAUUGAAAUACAAUCGUAUUCAGUGUACAACAAUCAUAUACCACAUUCAAGUGUUGAAAAAUUGAAAAAAGAGCCAAGCACAUUGUUCACAAUCGACCAAGAAGGAUGUCGUAUUCCGUACUUAGAAGAGAAUGAUCGUAGUAUCAAACAAUAUAUUUUUAAACCCAACCCUAUAAAUUGUACCGUUGAUACUCCAGACAUAGUGACACAAACGCAUAAUACAAUUUUUAUAGACGCUAGAAAUUAUUCAUCAGUAAAAUGUUGUUAUCGAAGCUUUUGGCGACGAAAUCCAAAACCAAAAGAGAAAGAUACACAAUACAUAAAGAGUUCGUUAUGCACAAAUAUGGAAAAUAAUGAAUUUACUGAAAUUAGUGAUGAAUUUAUAAUUGUUCAAUGUACGAUAGACAACAAAAAAUAUUCAUAUUUUCAUAGUUUUGUACAAAAGAAUAAAAUUAGUGAUAAACUUAAAUUAAAAGUCAAUAAUAAUGGCGAAUAUUUAAGUGUUUUAGUUAUAGGAUUAGAUGCGAUAUCCCGUUUAAAUUUUCGACGACAGAUGCCAAAAACAUUUAAUUAUUUAAGGAAAACAUUGGAUGCUAAGGAAAUGAUUGGGUAUAAUAAAGUUGGUGAUAACACAUUUCCAAAUUUAAUGGUUGUCUUAAAUGGGAUGACUGACGACGAAAUUGAACAUACAUGCUUAGCUGAAACAAAUCAAGAACGUUUUGAUAAAUGUCCGCUAGUUUGGAAAAUGUUCGAUGAAAGUGGAUAUAUAACAGCUUUUGGCGAAGAUGCAACGUACAUGGGAUUAUUUACAUAUUCCCGAAAGGGAUUUUUUAAUCCACCGACUGAUUUUGAUUAUCGAGUAUUUGAUCAACUUGCCGAAGACGAAAUUGGACAUAAUCAUUUAUUAAAUAGUGAUUUGUGUUUAGGUAAUGAUUUACGGAUAACUAAAUUAUUACAGUAUAUUAAAGAUUUUGCAACUACAUUCAAAAAGCAUCCAUAUUUUGGUUUUUUCUGGGGCGUAUCAAUGUCCCAUGAUUAUUUAAAUCAUCCAUGUCUUACAGAUGAAAUGCAUUAUCAAUUGCUUAAAGAUUUGUAUGAAAGUGGAUCUUUGAAGAAUACUGCAUUGUUUGUGAUGAGUGAUCACGGAAUACGUUGGGGUGGUAUUCGUUCAACUUAUCAAGGUUUUUUAGAGGAACGUUUACCAACCUUGUUUGCAUACACACCACAGUGGUUUCGUGAUAAAUAUCCAUCAGCUUGGGCCAAUUUAAUAACAAAUACUCAUAGAUUAACCACUCCCUUUGAUUUACAUGAAACAUUUAUGGAUUUGAAGAAUUUAAAUUUUUUAAAAACGGAAAAAUUAAAAAUGCGAUUAAAAUUAAGUAAAGAUAACAAUACGGCAAGCAGCCGUGGUUUAAGUUUAUUUUUACCAAUUUCCAAAGAACGUACUUGUCAAAUGGCAGCGAUACCGAAUCAUUUUUGUACAUGCCAAUCAUUUAGGCCAUUAAAUGUAUCUUUAGAAAUAGUUCAAGAUGUUGGACAGUUUGUUGUUGAUGAAAUGAAUAGAUUACUAAUUGGCUACAAAAGUUGUGCUGAAUUAAAAUUAGAACAAAUUAUUAGUGCUAGUGUAGGUAUUACUAAUGUAGGAACAAAAGAAAAAUUAAAACAUAUAAAUCCCGAGUAUACUGUUACACUAAUUACAACUCCUGGCCAAGGCAAGUUCGAAGCAUCGGUAAGAUGGAAUGCUGGUGUUCCACAACUUACUGGCACAAUUAGUCGAAUUAAUUUGUAUGGGACUCAAAGUCGAUGUAUAAGUGAUUUUCAUUUGAAAUUGUAUUGUUAUUGUCAAUCGACAUUUAGAUAAGAUUAUGUUUUUGUUGAAAUUUUUUAUGAUUGUCUAGUUUCCAUGCUAAAUUCAUUGAAUUUUUGAACAUUUACAGUGUGCCACGAAUAAAGUUGACAAGCAGCUAUUUUUAACCUCCGACGCAAAAAGAGGGUUGUUAUAUGUUACGGAGCUACUGUGUCACAGGCAGACUACUAUAUAUGUCUGUCUGUGGCACCGUAGCUCUUAAACGGUUAAGCCGAAUGGAAUGCGGUUUUCGUUUGUUUGAAAGGUAAUUUGAUAGAGAGUAUUCUUAGCUAUGUCUGAGAAGGCGGUGUCGGGGGUUUUUUAAAUUUUGUUAAUUUCACUUGUCUUUACUUAUGUUCACCUAGAACCGAAUCGAUCUCAAUUUAACGGCGUUCAUAAAUCAAAGAUAUUGGGAGAGAAAAAAAUUAUGAUUAAUACAAAAAUAAUUAAUAUGAUAUUGAAUGAUUUAAAAAAAAAAGAGUACUUUAAUCGAAAGAAUUUCGUUUAAUUUUAAUAAAAUUUACAAAAAGUAAUGUUAUGCAUGAAACUAAACGUACAAUAUCUAUCGAUAUUUCAAAAAAAAUAACUUUGAUACCUAUACUUGAAGUUUUUACAAGUUAAUAAUUAUUAUCUAAAUUAUCAGAAUUUCACAAUUUUAAAAAAACCCAGGUGUUUUCUGCCGAUCGCACCGUUCUAGAUUUGAAAGGAUACACACCCUUAUUGCUAACCAAAAAGUCAAUCAAGCUCAAUUUAAAGAUCAAUUCAGAUUUAAGGAAAGGUCUCAGAUGUUAUAGGGCACCCGGUAGGAACGACAUAGUUUGCGACAUAUUAUGCAUUAAAUUGUUUUUGUAACUGUAUUAGGUACUCUUCUCGAUUUCUUCUGAGUCAUUUUCGCAAUUCAUUGUUAAUAUUCAUAACAAAAUGAACACAAUUGUUUGUGUAAAUUUAUAUGAAAAUAAUUCAAAUCAUAUCA
Chrysoperla carnea is the source of this 3107-nucleotide messenger RNA. RefSeq lists its product as uncharacterized. The coding region runs from base 143 to 2149 and encodes 668 amino acids. The record is from RefSeq and is a predicted model, not a curated record. NCBI's taxonomy places the organism in Eukaryota, Metazoa, Arthropoda, Insecta, Neuroptera, Chrysopidae. The transcript is spliced from 2 exons.